GGCGGAGCCCCGGCGGCUAGUGCUGGUGGCCGCCGCCGCUGCCUGAGCCGGGGACCGAGCUGCAGCCUCUGCUCCUGCGCUUCGUUGCUUCCCAGGGCGGCGGUAUGCUGGCGAAAGGGGUAGUCGGCGGUAGCGGGGGCACCAAGGCGCCCAAGCCCUCCUUCGUGUCGUACGUGCGCCCUGAGGAAAUUCACACAAAUGAAAAGGAAAUAACAGAGAAGGAAGUAACUCUUCACUUGUUGCCAGGUGAACAGCUGCUUUGUGAAGCCAGCACAGUCCUGAAGUAUGUACAGGAAGAUUCCUGUCAGCGUGGAGUCUAUGGGAGACUUGUCUGCACAGACUUCAAGAUUGCCUUCUUGGGUGAUGAUGAAUCUGCCUUAGAUAAUGAUGAAACUCUGUUUAAGAAUAAGGUUGUAGGAGAAAAUGACAUUACACUCCAUUGUGUGGAUCAGAUCUAUGGAGUGUUUGAUGAGAAAAAAAAAACUCUUUUCGGACAACUGAAGAAAUACCCCGAGAAACUUAUCAUCCACUGCAAAGACCUCCGAGUGUUCCAUUUUUGUCUGAGGUACACAAAAGAAGAGGAAGUCAAAAGGAUUGUCAGUGGCAUAAUUCAUCAUACCCAGGCUCCUAAACUGCUUAAAAGAUUGUUUCUGUUUUCCUAUGCAACUGCUGCACAAAACAGCAAACCCACCAAUCCCAGAAACCAUACAGUAAUGUUUGACACACUUAAGGACUGGUGUUGGGUUGAGCGGACCAAAGGCAACAUGAAGUACAAAGCAGUGAGUGUCAAUGAAGGCUACAAAAUCUGUGAGAGGUUGCCAGCUUACUUUGUUGUCCCCACCCCUCUUCCUGAAGAGGAUGUGCAACGCUUUCAGGGUCAUGGCAUACCAAUCUGGUGUUGGUCCUGCCACAAUGGAAGUGCCCUUUUGAAAAUGUCAGCACUGCCCAAAGAACAGGAUGAUGGCAUUUUGCAAAUCCAGAAGAGCUUCUUGGAUGGAAUUUACAAGACCAUCCACAGGCCACCCUAUGAAAUUGUUAAAACUGAAGACCUAUCAAGCAACUUCCUAUCCCUGCAGGAGAUCCAGACUGCGUACUGUAAAUUUAAGCAGCUCUUCCUAAUAGAUAACAGUACUGAAUUUUGGGAUACAGAUAUAAAAUGGUUUUCUCUCUUAGAAAGUAGCAGCUGGCUUGACAUAAUCAGACGUUGCCUGAAAAAAGCAAUAGAGAUUACAGAAUGUCUCGAAGCACAAAACAUGAAUGUUCUUCUUUUAGAGGAGAAUGCCUCCGACCUCUGCUGUCUCCUUUCCUCUCUGGUACAAGUGAUGAUGGACCCCCACAGUCGAACCAGGACUGGUUUCCAGAGCCUCAUCCAAAAGGAGUGGGUGAUGGGUGGCCACUGUUUCUUGGAUCGCUGCAACCAUCUCCACCAGAGUGACAAAGAGGAGGUUCCUGUGUUCCUGCUUUUCUUAGAUUGUGUCUGGCAGCUGGUGCACCAGCAUUCUCCAGCAUUUGAAUUCACGGAGACUUACCUGACUGUCUUGUCAGAUAGCCUGUAUAUACCUAUUUUUAGCACCUUCUUCUUCAAUUCACCUCAUCAAAAAGAUACUAACACGGGUAGGGAAAGCUCGGAUACACAAAGCAAGCCUUUGAAUCUGCUCUCCGUGUGGGACUGGUCUGUGCAGUUUGAACCCAAAGCCCAGACAUUGCUCAGAAACCCUCUGUAUGUGGAAAAGCCAAAAUUGGACAAAGGCCCGCGGAAAGGAAUGCGUUUCAAACAUCAACGACAACUUUCUUUGCCACUUACCCAAUCUAAGUCAUCACCCAAAAGAGGAUUUUUCAGGGAAGAGACAGAUCAUUUAUUUAAAAACCUUCUGGGCAAGAGAAUCAGUAAACUUAUUAAUUCUUCUGAUGAGUUGCAAGACAAUUGUCGAGAGUUCUAUGACAGCUGGCAUAGUAAACCUACUGACUACCAUAGUUUGUUGUUGCCUCACAUCGAGGGACCAGAAAUCAAAGUCUGGGCCCAGCGCUACUUGCGUUGGAUUCCAGAAGCCCAAAUCUUAGGUGGUGGCAGAGUGGCCACUAUGAGCAAACUCUUGGAAAUGAUGGAGGAAGUCCAGAGCUUACAAGAAAAGAUCGACGAGAGACACCACAGCCAGGUGCUCCUCCCUGCAGAGGCCCCCUGCCUGCUGAGGAACUCUACCCGCCUGUCCUCUUUGUUUCCUUUUGCUCUGCUCCAGCGACAUUCAUCCAAGCCCAUCUUACCCACUAGUGGAUGGAAAACUUUGGGAGAUGAAGAAGAUCUGGCCAAACGAGAAGAUGAGUUUGUGGAUCUUGGGGACGUGUGAUUGUGUGUUCGGUGUUGUGAAAGAGGCCUCUGGGAGGUUGGGACAGUUGAUCCCCAGGCUGGGGUCAUGCUAAUGCUGGGAGGGUUACUAGCCCAGUGCUCUGUUGGAGAAAAACUGGGGCUUCAGGAA
This is a messenger RNA of Castor canadensis (American beaver), 2474 nucleotides long. It is a transcript of the gene Mtmr12, whose product is annotated as myotubularin related protein 12. Lineage: Eukaryota; Metazoa; Chordata; Mammalia; Rodentia; Castoridae. Gene Ontology annotation, biological process: phosphatidylinositol dephosphorylation. The record is from RefSeq and is a predicted model, not a curated record. Gene Ontology annotation, cellular component: cytoplasm; membrane.